Molecule: messenger RNA, 1692 nt
Organism: Musa acuminata AAA Group (dessert banana)
Lineage: Eukaryota; Viridiplantae; Streptophyta; Magnoliopsida; Zingiberales; Musaceae
Exons: 4
Coding region: 305-1543 (412 amino acids)
Source: RefSeq, a predicted model, not a curated record
AUCUUGAUAAGAUCAAAGAAAAAAGAAGUCUGUCCUCUCGCGUGGAGAAAAUUGGAUUUGAUUGUGAACAGGCGUCAAAUGGCAUGGCUUCUUCUUUGUUUACAGUUAGUUCAUCAGUUCAGAGUCAAUUUAAUCAGGCAGCAGGCAUAAGCUAUAAGCCUGAAAUUGAUAUGAAGGCAAAGCCUAAAUCAGCUUAAGGUGCAAUUCCAGCCAAUCCAACAGUGGCAUCAGACACAUCAUGCAGGGCAAAUGAUCACCACCACGCUGCUGCUCCACCCCAUCUGCUCUUAAGCGCCUCCUCUUCAUGCAGUCUUCGAGUCUAAGCCAAAUGGAGAAGGCUCAGCAUGGAACAAGGCUUUUGGAAGAGCUCGAUCUCCUCGAGAAGCCCAAGGUCUCGGAGCCGGCGAGCCGAAGGAAUGUGUUCUGCUUCUGGAAGUGGAAGGUGCUCCGAUUCCUCGACGGCUUUCGGAGGCGGGGAUCGCACUGCGUGGUCUGCCUCCAGGUCCAUCAGAUCGACGGCUUGCCGUCGGCCAUGGACGGCCGGGUCCUGGUCGUGGGCUGGAAGACCAAGGGGUGCAAGGGGGAGCACACUCUCCCGGUUCAUGUUUGCGGAGGAGUUGCCGGCUUCGAUGAGAUCUUCCUGCACUACUGCAUCAGCGACGUGCAGUCGAUGCUGGGGAGCUUCACCGUUUGGGCCUCUUUGGUCGAUGCCGCCGACUGCGAUCUGGGUACUUUUCAUGUGGAUUUGAGCGAGUUCGCUACUGCUACCGAGAAUUCGAACUCCGCGUUCGCCGGGAAGACGAUGAGCUUCGUUCUCGGAGGCGUGGCGGGUGGUGGAGCACUGAGGCUGAGCGUGUACUGCAGGACGUUGGAGGACGAAGCCGGUGAUCGAAUCGGCCAAAAGCAGGCGAAGAGCAAAUGCUUCUCGUGCCUCCCUGAUCUCGGUGGUUGCAUCAGGAGCUCCCCGAUGACCUUCUGCGCGCGCAGGAUCCCCUCCCUCCGCUCCGACCACGGCUUCAUCACCUUCGAGAACUUGAUCGCGGGGUGUCCUCCGAUCAACGACGAGGACGGAGGCUUCAUAACGAUCGAGAAGGGCGGCGUCGGCUCGCGGUCGAGGCGGCCUCCCUCGGACCACCUGGCGAACACCGACGAUGACGAAAGCGGCGGGCCCGAGGAUGAGCAGCCAUGCCUCAUGACAGAACUCAACGAGGAACUCGACGACGACGACGACGACGACGACGACGAAGGGGUAGAGAACGAGUUUCUUAAGAUGUUGGAGGCGAAUGACGAGCCAUGGAAGAAGGAAGCUGGAAAGAGCUUGAGCUUAAGCUUGGAUCUGAGCGCAGACUUAGACUUGGAUUCGUUGAUAAAGGAAGCGGAGAUGGAGCUGAAGAAGGCGGCACAGGCGUGGAACAGCGGAACCGGGGCAGCUCUGCUGCUGGAGAAGGAAGAGCACGAGGAGCUGAUGAGGAGAUGGGGAUCGAACGAGCACCGUUCUUCUCCAGGCUGCUCCGGGCUUCAUGCCUUCGGUAGUCCUCUCUAGUCUGAGAUGAUGUAAUCUUAAUCAUAUGUUGCUCGACAAUCACAACGUAAUUGUUAUUCUACUCCUCAAGUUAAUGUCACGUGCUUGUCACGUGGACCGAAUGUAGACUGUACAUCUGCAUCUCCUGCGAUACGCACAAUAAUUUUCUG